CUUCUUUACAUCCCACCGCCCUUGGAAUCUACUAUUUGGCAUCAGUGGCGGUAGCCCGAAAUAUCCCCAACAAUGCCCACUAUCUUCCCAACAUGGCCACACAUCGUCUUCGGCAUCCUUGAGCCCAUCUCACUGGCCCUCGGCAGCGUCUUCCCACUAUACGACCUCCAAGGCUUCAUAGCCGGCCAAACACCCAACGUCGCCUCCCCACCAACCCUCCACCCCAGCAGCGUUGCCCUCGCCUACCAACUAGGCAAUAUCUACUCGCUGCUCUUCCUCGUCGGCGUGGGUGUUUGCUACACCACCACAGAGCCUCGCGUGCUGCGCAAUUACCUGAUCGGUCUUGCCAUCGCCGAUGUAGGUCAUGUCUACGCCACGUUCUUGGGUAUGGGCUGGGACGCGUUUGCGGAUGUCGCGGCAUGGAAUGCUCUGACGUGGGGUAAUAUUGGAGCUACGGGUUUCCUUUUUGUUAAUAGGAUCGCUUACCUCUUAGGUGUGUUUGGGUAUGCACAGGCGCCUAAGACGGCUGCAAAAAGAGAGUAGGGUGUGUGCUGUUGUGUUAGUUGGCUGAUUCGAGGUGCCUCUUUCUCUUUGCUUUUCUUUGAUUUUCUUUUGGUAAAAUAAUCUCUCUCUUGGUUUUUGCCUCCUGGUGCAUCGGGCUGCAUAUAACAGCGGUCUAUCUUUGCGUCCUACUAUGGUCAGGUGUGGCUCGGAUUCAAUGGGUGUUAUUUGAUUUGUAAUGCUUCUUUCCACACAUCAGGGUAGUAAAAGGGGGCCCGCGUAAGCUGCGUUACUGCCAUGAAGUACUAUACGCCGGUUCAGCUCGACAGCAAAGCCCUGGGCGCUACGAUCAAGACGGCAGGUCAGAUUGCGGGUUUCGUGAGAUCCAAUGAGCUUUGUUAUGCAAUCUUGUAUAUAAUCCGG
Penicillium canescens is the source of this 924-nucleotide messenger RNA. RefSeq lists its product as uncharacterized. Bases 73 to 543 code for a protein of 156 amino acids. The record is from RefSeq and is a predicted model, not a curated record. The transcript has 3 exons. NCBI's taxonomy places the organism in Eukaryota, Fungi, Ascomycota, Eurotiomycetes, Eurotiales, Aspergillaceae.